UCCAAGAUGGCGGCUACGAUGGGGUCCCUCGUUUCUUAUGGGAGCGAUUCUGAUUCAGAUAAUGAAACACAAUCUAAUCGUAGUCCCGAAAAAAUUGACCCUGAUGCUCUAGCACACCUUCAACCGUUAAAAUCGGGUCAGACGCUGUCUUUGGCUCUGCUCAAUUCAGCCCCUGAGGUCGCCGUAAAGGAGGCUGUGGAGACUGGUGUGCAUCUUGACCCGUCCCUCAAAGAGGUCACCUACAACCCCACAUACGAAACCAUGUUUGCACCAGAGUUUGGUCCUGUCAACCCCUACAGAAGUCAACAGAUGGCUGCUCCCAGGAAUAUGCUGUCCGGCUAUGCAGAGCCUGCUCACGUCAAUGACUUUAUGUUCGAACAGCAGAGGAGAACCUUUUCUACCUUUGGCUAUGCUCUGGAUCCCUCAGUUGACACAAGCCAGAUCUCCUCCAACAGCUACAUUGGAGCAGUGGACGAGGCUGAGAAAAAGAAAGGAUUGACUGUGUUUGAGGUUGGCCCAAAGAAGACGGACAAGAGGAAAAAGGUGCAAGGAGGCGAAGCUGACGACAUUGACAAUUACCUCGGGCCCUGGGCGAAAUACGUGGACGAAAAGGAUAGUGCCAAGCCGUCAGAGGAGGAACAGAAAGAGCUGGAUGAGAUCACGGCCAAGAGGCAGAAGAAGGGGAGGAACGAGGAAGAGGCUCCGGCGGAGGAGAAGACCAUUCUCCAUGUCAAAGACGCGUAUGACUACCAGGGCAGGUCGUACCUGCACGUGCCCCAGGACGUGGGCAUCAACCUGCGUACCGCAGACACACCUGACAAGUGUUACCUGCCUAAGAAGCAGAUCCAUGUCUGGUCGGGACACACCAAGGGUGUCAGCGCUAUUCGUCUGUUUCCUGUCUCAGGUCACCUGUUGCUCUCCUGUUCCAUGGACUGUAAGAUCAAGUUGUGGGAGGUGUAUAAUGAGAGGAGGUGCGUGAGGACUUUUAUUGGCCACAGCAAAGCGGUGCGGGAUAUCUGCUUCAACAACACAGGGACUCAGUACAUGAGUGCAGCCUACGACCGCUACCUCAAACUCUGGGACACAGAGACAGGCCAGUGCAUCUCCCGCUUCACUAACAGAAAGGUGCCAUACUGCGUGAAGUUCAACCCUGACGAGGACAAGCAGAACCUUUUCGUGGCCGGCAUGUCUGAUAAGAAGAUUGUCCAGUGGGAUGUGAGGACUGGAGAGGUUGUUCAGGAGUAUGAUCGUCACCUGGGAGCAGUCAACACCAUCACGUUCGUGGAUGAGAACCGCCGCUUCGUCAGCACGUCAGACGACAAGUCCCUUCGCGUCUGGGAGUGGGACAUUCCCGUGGACUUCAAAUACAUUGCUGAACCCAGUAUGCACUCCAUGCCAGCUGUAACGCUCUCCCCCAACGGUAAGUGGCUGGCCUGCCAGUCCAUGGAUAAUCAGAUCCUGAUCUUUGGUGCCCAGAACCGUUUCCGUCUGAACAAGAAGAAGAUCUUCAAGGGCCACAUGGUGGCUGGCUAUGCAUGCCAGGUGGACUUCUCUCCAGACAUGAGCUACGUGGUGUCAGGCGAUGCGGAUGGGAAGCUGAAUAUCUGGGACUGGAAGACGACCAAGCUGUACCACCGGAUCAAGGCCCACGAUAAGGUGUGCAUCAGCGCCCUUUGGCACCCCCACGAGACCUCCAAGGUCAUUACCUGCGGAUGGGACGGACAGAUCAAACUCUGGGACUAGAGACGGGGGGGACGCAGAUGGACUCCCUGUAGUUUGGGGCUAGGGGGUCUUUUUGUGUCAUGUAUUUUCAAUAUUAUAAUGGCAUGCCAAAGGGCUGGUAUCCAGUCCAGUUUUUUCAUCAGGGGUUAUAUUUUGAUCUAAAUAGACACUGGUGGAUUGACUUAACAAGGAUGUCAACACAGAUGUAUACAUGGAGAUAAACAUUCACACUUGCCAAACA
Molecule: messenger RNA, 1963 nt
Organism: Esox lucius (northern pike)
Lineage: Eukaryota; Metazoa; Chordata; Actinopteri; Esociformes; Esocidae
Gene: cdc40
Product: cell division cycle 40 homolog (S. cerevisiae)
Exons: 15
Coding region: 7-1743 (578 amino acids)
Biological process (GO): mRNA splicing, via spliceosome
Cellular component (GO): catalytic step 2 spliceosome
Molecular function (GO): protein binding; mRNA binding
Source: RefSeq, a predicted model, not a curated record